Molecule: messenger RNA, 1972 nt
Organism: Phyllotreta striolata
Lineage: Eukaryota; Metazoa; Arthropoda; Insecta; Coleoptera; Chrysomelidae
Source: the annotation of a GenBank genome assembly
AAACGUCAACUUCAACUGUCAAAAAAUUCUCUAGAAGAUUUACGAUAGACCGUGUACGAAUAUCCCAAAAAAAUCCAAUUUAUUUAAUUAAUUCGAAAGAGUUUAAUCCACGAAAAUGGCCUUACACGUUCCCAAAGCUCCGGGCUUCUCCCAAAUGAUGAAAGAAGGCGCCAGGCACUAUUCUGGUUUGGAGGAAGCUGUUAUAAGGAACAUAAUAGCUUGUAAGGAAUUCGCACACUCUGUGAAAUCCGCUUACGGGCCGAACGGCAUGAACAAAUUGGUUAUCAACCACAUCGAGAAACAAUUCGUUACCAGUGAUGCUGCUACCAUAAUCAGAGAACUAGACGUCGAACACCCUGCCGCUAAACUAAUCAUUCUCGGCAGUCAAAUGCAAGAUUCCGAAGUGGGCGAUGGUACUAAUUUCGUGAUUAUACUAGCCGGAGCUUUGUUAGAGCAUUCCGAAGAAUUAAUCCGCUUAGGCGUUACCCCCACGGAAAUCGCCGAAGGCUUCGAGAAAGCCCUCGACAAAUGCAUGGAAAUCCUUCCGACGCUCGUAUGCUACAAGAUCAAGGAUUACCGGAACGUGGAAGAAGUUACAAAAGUCUUGAAAACUUCGAUACAAUCCAAGCAGUACGGAAACGAGGAUUUCAUAGCCGAUUUGAUCGCCAGAGCCUGCGUGUCCAUCAUGCCCGAGGAAACUACCUUCAAUGUCGACAACGUGAGAGUGUGCAAAGUUCUGGGCGCCGGUUUGUACAGCUCGCAAGUCGUACAAGGUAUGGUGUUCAAGAGGCAAGUCGAAGGGGAAAUCACCAAAGCAGAACAGGCUAAAGUGGCUGUAUACAGUUGCGCUGUGGAUAUUAUGCAAACGGAAACUAAAGGCACGGUUUUGAUCAAGACCGCCGACGAGCUCAUGAACUUCAGUCGAGGCGAAGAGAACCUGCUGGAGUUGCAGAUAAAGGCCAUCGCCGAUUCCGGAGCCAAAGUAAUCGUGGCCGGAGCCAAAUUCGGCGACAUGGCGAUGCAUUACCUGCACAAGUACGGCAUCAUGGCCGUACGAUUGAAUUCCAAAUUCGAUUUACGAAGGCUUUGCAAAACUAUUGGUGCCACUUGCCUGCCUCGUUUAACCGCCCCUACGAGCCAAGAACUUGGCUACGCUGACCUAGUUUCCGUGGAAGAAUUGGGAGACACUCCCAUCGUUUCAUUCAAAUUGGAGGGUAAAGAAUCUAAAAUAGCUACGAUCGUAGUUAGAGGAGCUACGGACAAUUACAUGGACGAUAUCGAGCGAGCUAUAGAUGAUGGAGUCAACACAUUUAAGGGUUUGUCUCGCGAUCCGAGAUUCUUGCCGGGCGCUGGCGCAACGGAGGCCGAACUGGCCGUACAGCUGAUCAAAUACGCCGACACUCUACCGGGGCUGGAGCAAUACGCCGUGAGGAAGUUCGCGAGCGCCCUGGAGAGCUUCCCCAAAGCUCUGGCUGAGAACAGCGGCCACAAAUCGACGGCGGUGCUGGAGAAAAUCCUGGACGCCCAUCAAAACGGUAACAAAAACGAAGGGGUCGAUAUCGAUUCGGAGAACGCGAUUUGCGACGCGCUGAGCAAGAAUAUUUUGGACUUGUACGCGGCGAAAUCUUGGGGCUUGAAAUACGCCGUCGGGGCGGCGGUGACGAUUUUGAGAGUCGACCAAAUUAUCAUGGCCAAACGGGCUGGGGGACCCAAGCCCAGGCAGGCUCCGGGAAGCGAUGAUGAAUCUUAAAUAGAACCAGUUGCUGUUCGUUAAAAUUUCACUUACUUUUGUAAUUCGGUCUCGUAUUAUCAUGUGUUAGCUAUAUUAAUUAUUACAGUUUCAUAAUAAAACGCCGGAUGUAUUUUUUAUUGAUAUUUUUAUGAAUUAAAUUUAACAACAAACGGUCGAUAAUACUUACCAUAUUAGGCAAAGUUGUUGAAUUUAUUUUUUGCCUUAACGUAGGUUAAUAAU